GAUGAAAUCAAUUCUUAAUUGUUUUGUUGUUUUCUGACUUAAUUUCUCCUAUUUAUAAACCCCUAUAUACCCUCUUCUCCCUUCAUACCGCUUUGCACUACGUUUUCUUCGCUCUUCCAAAUCUCUUUCAUCGCUAAGCUCUUCUCCAAAAACCCACCAUGUCUUGCUACAGAGGAAAAUACGCCGAUGAGCUCAUUGCUAAUGCUACCUACAUUGGCACCCCUGGAAAGGGUAUCCUUGCUGCUGACGAGUCCACCGGUACAAUUGGCAAGCGUCUAGCAAGCAUCAAUGUUGAGAAUGUUGAGGAAAAUAGGCGGGCUCUUCGCGAGUUGCUUUUCACAACUCCUGGUGCUCUUCAGUAUCUCAGUGGAGUUAUCUUGUUUGAGGAAACCCUUUACCAGAAGACUGCAUGUGGCAAGCCCUUCGUUGAGCUCCUGAAGCAGGGUGGAGUCCUUCCCGGGAUCAAGGUUGACAAGGGUACCGUUGAGCUUCCUGGAACCAAGGGCGAGACUACUACUCAGGGUCUUGAUGGCCUAGCUGAGCGCUGCAAGAAGUAUUACGAGGCUGGUGCUAGGUUUGCUAAAUGGCGAGCUGUGCUGAAGAUUGGACCCAAUGAGCCAUCACAGCUUGCUAUCAAUGAGAAUGCCAAUGGCCUAGCCCGCUAUGCAAUUAUCUGCCAGCAGAAUGGUCUUGUACCCAUUGUUGAGCCCGAGAUCCUUGUCGAUGGACCUCAUGACAUUAACAAAUGUGCAGAUGUAACGGAGCGCGUUCUUGCUGCCUGCUACAAGGCCCUCAACGACCACCAUGUCCUCCUUGAGGGUACCCUGUUAAAGCCCAACAUGGUCACUCCUGGAUCCGACUCUGCCAAGGUUGCACCAGAGGUGGUAGCCGAGUACACUGUCCGUGCCUUGCAACGAACCAUGCCACCUGCAGUCCCCGCUGUGGUGUUCUUGUCCGGUGGCCAGAGCGAGGAGGAGGCCACCGUGAACCUCAAUGCCAUGAACAAGCUAAAGACCAAGAAGCCAUGGAGCCUUUCCUUCUCCUUUGGACGUGCCCUUCAGCAAAGCACCCUCAAGGCAUGGGCCGGGAAGGAGGAGAAUGUCAAGAAGGCUCAGGACGCUCUCCUUGCAAGGUGCAAAGCCAAUUCCGAGGCAACCCUUGGAACCUAUGCUGGUUCAGCUAACCUCUGUGAGGGCGCUUCUGAGAGCCUUCACGUCAAGGAUUACAAGUACUAAGCAAGUUUUGGUUUCCUAGAUUUGUUGUUUGAUUAAGAGGCUUGUCAGUAAUGCUUUUCCAAAACAGGAUCUAUUGCUCUCUAGUUUUUAGGCUUUUUGGGGGAUUUUUCUGUCUAAUUUUCCGGCUUGGUUAAAUUUUUUUAAACAAUAAGUCUCAAAGACAUGAACUUUUUUUUUCCCUGUAUUUUAAUGGCUAUUUAGCUAAUAUAUUGAGUUUUUCUGUAUUCAAAUGAAAAUUUAGCAUCUUUUACAA
Messenger RNA from Ipomoea triloba (trilobed morning glory), 1488 nucleotides. Its product is annotated as fructose-bisphosphate aldolase 6, cytosolic. Gene Ontology annotation, biological process: glycolytic process; fructose 1,6-bisphosphate metabolic process. Gene Ontology annotation, molecular function: fructose-bisphosphate aldolase activity. The transcript has 3 exons. The record is from RefSeq and is a predicted model, not a curated record. Lineage: Eukaryota; Viridiplantae; Streptophyta; Magnoliopsida; Solanales; Convolvulaceae. Gene Ontology annotation, cellular component: cytosol. Bases 159 to 1235 code for a protein of 358 amino acids.